This is a messenger RNA of Theobroma cacao (cacao), 1546 nucleotides long. Lineage: Eukaryota; Viridiplantae; Streptophyta; Magnoliopsida; Malvales; Malvaceae. The record is from RefSeq and is a predicted model, not a curated record.
UAAUUUUGCUAAACAUGAACUCAGAGGUAAACACAUUGCUUAAACUUUUUGUCCAACUGCUUAUCUUCCAAUGGGAAGAUAUUUGACAUCUGUUAACAUUUCAUUUUGGGUUGUCCUACUUUUGCUUCAAACGCAUGGAUUUAGAGGUUGCUUGGAAACGGAGAGAAUUGGGUUGUUAAAGCUCAAGGCUUUUAUAGAAUCAGUCAGUGAAGGUCCAGAUACUACACUCAUUACAUGGGUUGAUGGUCAUGAAAGGAGCAAUUGCCGUAGUUGGGAUAGAGUUAAGUGCAACGCCACUACUGGGAGACUAAUGGAGCUCUCUCUUAGUCAUGCAAGGACACGCAUCCCUGGUACUUUGUUCCGAAUUUGCAAUCUAAAUAUCUCUUUGUUCCAUCCUUUUGAAGAACUGGUGAGUCUUGAUUUAUCUGAUAAUGGAUUUGGUGGGUGGAUUGAUCAGACUGAAGGUAACUUUAUUUACUUUCACCUACAUAAAAUCAGUAGCUUCUCUAGAUUGACACCUAUGGCGUUAUUUACAUUUUUACCUACCUAUGCAGGUUAUACAAGUUUUUCGAGCCUGAAGAAGCUGGAGAAGUUAGAUCUCACUAAUAACUGCUUCAACACCAACAUCUUCUCAUCUUUUAGCCAAUUCAAAUCGCUCAAGACCCUGAUUAUGCCUUAUAAUGAUCUGAAAGGAUCCUUUCCUAUAAAUGGUUCUAAAGGAUUGUUGAGCUUGAAGAAACUGGAGAUUUUAGAUCUUAAUAACAAUCUCCUCAGUAGCAGUAUCUUGUCAUCAUUGACAGCAGUUACGUCGCUCAGGACUUUGAUUCUUAGUAACAACAAUAUGGAGGGUUCCUUUCCUAUCCAAGAACUGAUAAAGUUGAAGAACUUGGAAAUGCUCGAUCUAAGUGGUAACCGAUUUAAUGCUUCCAUCCAAGGUUUUGCAGGAUCAGGUAGUUUAAACAAGCUACUGGUUUUAGACCUGAGUAACAAUCGUUUCAGCAACAGUGCAUUCUUGUUAUUGAGUGCAAUCUCAUCACUCAAAACUUUGAUUCUUAGUAACAACAAGAUAGAAGGUUCACUUCCUAUCCAGGAAUUCACAAGGUUUCAAGACUUGGAAUUGCUUGAUCUAAGUGAUAAUAAAUUUAAUGGUUCCAUACAAGGAAUAUGUGAAUUGAAGAACCUCCUUGAAUUGGAUCUCAGUGACAACAAGUUUAGUGGCCAUCUUCCAAAGUGCAUUGGCAAUAUGACCAACCUCCAAGUUCUUGAUCUUUCAUCCAAUCAGCUGGAUGGGAACAUACCAUUUGAUAUUAGCAAUCUCAAGUUUCUGGAGUAUUUAGCACUUUUCAAUAACAAGUUUGAAGGCUUAUUCUCACUAGGUUUAUUAGCUAACCUUUCAAAACUCAAGGCAUUGGGACUUUCAUCACAAAGCAAAAUGUUUCAAGUAGAAACUGAAUUUUAUUUGGCUCCCAAAAUUUCAAUUGAAGGCACUUGGGUUGAGCAAUUGCAAACUCAAUUUGAAAACUAACACCGUCCCUAGUUUUCUUUU